AAAAAAGGGAUAGAAUUAACGAGAACUGCGAUAAAGCGGUUAAAAAUAUUAUAUAGCGUUAUAAGUAAAUAUAACGAUAAUAUAGAGCCGAUAUAUAUAUCUAAGUCCGCUUUAAAAAUAGGCUCUAUAAGUAUACGUCUUUUAAAAAGCCCGAGUUCCCUAGGUCUAGAGCUAAGUUAG
This is a messenger RNA of Colletotrichum lupini, 180 nucleotides long. RefSeq lists its product as uncharacterized. The transcript has a single exon. The annotation marks the transcript as partial. NCBI's taxonomy places the organism in Eukaryota, Fungi, Ascomycota, Sordariomycetes, Glomerellales, Glomerellaceae. The record is from RefSeq and is a predicted model, not a curated record.